Molecule: messenger RNA, 4014 nt
Organism: Caenorhabditis auriculariae
Lineage: Eukaryota; Metazoa; Nematoda; Chromadorea; Rhabditida; Rhabditidae
Source: the annotation of a GenBank genome assembly
AUGGUAACAUCAACAUGAGGUUCAAAAAAAGCGAAGAAAUUGUAAUGGAAAUCAAAACAGGUGAAGAUUGAAAAAAACUUAGAUUAUAGGAAGUGAAAAAUUGCGGACUGUGCGUAGGCCAAACUAGAAAAAUACAGGAAAGCGGAGUUUGCUGAGUGCCAACGCUAUAUCAAUCGGAAAACUGAACGGAACGAAUCGUUAUAUCAUUGAACCGAUCGUCUAAAAAUUGGCAGCGCCCAAAACGAGAAAAACACGUUUUGGGCGCUGCCAAAACUGAGACCUUCGAGUCAAACUUUUUGGGCGCUGCCAAAACUGAGACUUUCCAGCCAAACAUUUUGGGCGCUGCCAAAACUGAGACCUUCGAGUCAAACAUUUUGGGCGCUGCCAAAACUGAGACUUUCCAGCCAAACAUUUUGGGCGCUGCCAAAACUGAGACCUUCGAGUCAAACAUUUUGGGCGCUGCCAAAACUGAGACCUUCGAGUCAAACAUUUUGGGCGCUGCCAAAACUGAGACUUUCCAGCCAAACAUUUUGGGCGCUGCCAAAACUGAGACCUUCGAGUCAAACAUUUUUGGGCGCUGCCAAAACUGAGACUUUCCAGCCAAACAUUUUUGGGCGCUGCCAAAACUGAGACCUUCGAGUCAAACAUUUUUGGGCGCUGCCAAAACUGAGACCUUCGAGUCAAACAUUUUUGGGCGCUGCCAAAACUGAGACCUUCGAGUCAAACAUUUUUGGGCGCUGCCAAAACUGAGACCUUCGAGUCAAACAUUUUUGGGCGCUGCCAAAACUGAGACUUUCCAGCCAAACAUUUUUGGGCGCUGCCAAAACUGAGACCUUCGAGUCAAACAUUUUGGGCGCUGCCAAAACUGAGACUUUCCAGCCAAACAUUUUUGGGCGCUGCCAAAACUGAGACCUUCGAGUCAAACAUUUUUGGGCGCUGCCAAAACUGAGACUUUCCAGCCAAACAUUUUUGGGCGCUGCCAAAACUGAGACCUUCGAGUCAAACAUUUUUGGGCGCUGCCAAAACUGAGACUUUCCAGCCAAACAUUUUGGGCGCUGCCAAAACUGAGACCUUCGAGUCAAACAUUUUUUGGGCGCUGCCAAAAACUGAGACCUUCGAGUCAAACAUUUUUGGGCGCUGCCAAAACUGAGACUUUCCAGCCAAACAUUUUGGGCGCUGCCAAAACUGAGACCUUCGAGUCAAACAUUUUUGGGCGCUGCCAAAACUGAGACUUUCCAGCCAAACAUUUUGGGCGCUGCCAAAAACUGAGACCUUCGAGUCAAACAUUUUUGGGCGCUGCCAAAACUGAGACCUUCGAGUCAAACAUUUUUGGGCGCUGCCAAAACUGAGACCUUCGAGUCAAACAUUUUUGGGCGCUGCCAAAACUGAGACUUUCCAGCCAAACAUUUUUGGGCGCUGCCAAAACUGAGACCUUCGAGUCAAACAUUUUUGGGCGCUGCCAAAACUGAGACCUUCGAGUCAAACAUUUUUGGGCGCUGCCAAAACUGAGACUUUCCAGCCAAACAUUUUUGGGCGCUGCCAAAACUGAGACCUUCGAGUCAAACAUUUUUGGGCGCUGCCAAAACUGAGACCUUCGAGUCAAACAUUUUUGGGCGCUGCCAAAACUGAGACUUUCCAGCCAAACAUUUUGGGCGCUGCCAAAACUGAGACCUUCGAGUCAAACAUUUUGGGCGCUGCCAAAACUGAGACUUUCCAGCCAAACAUUUUGGGCGCUGCCAAAACUGAGACUUUCCAGCCAAACAUUUUGGGCGCUGCCAAAACUGAGACCUUCGAGUCAAACAUUUUGGGCGCUGCCAAAACUGAGACUUUCCAGCCAAACAUUUUGGGCGCUGCCAAAACUGAGACCUUCGAGUCAAACAUUUUGGGCGCUGCCAAAACUGAGACCUUCGAGUCAAACAUUUUGGGCGCUGCCAAAACUGAGACCUUCGAGUCAAACAUUUUGGGCGCUGCCAAAACUGAGACCUUCGAGUCAAACAUUUUGGGCGCUGCCAAAACUGAGACUUUCCAGCCAAACAUUUUGGGCGCUGCCAAAACUGAGACCUUCGAGUCAAACAUUUUGGGCGCUGCCAAAACUGAGACUUUCCAGCCAAACAUUUUGGGCGCUGCCAAAACUGAGACCUUCGAGUCAAACAUUUUGGGCGCUGCCAAAACUGAGACCUUCGAGUCAAACAUUUUGGGCGCUGCCAAAACUGAGACCUUCGAGUCAAACAUUUUGGGCGCUGCCAAAACUGAGACCUUCGAGUCAAACAUUUUGGGCGCUGCCAAAACUGAGACCUUCGAGUUAAACAUUUUGGGCGCUGCCAAAACUGAGACCUUCGAGUCAAACAUUUUGGGCGCUGCCAAAACUGAGACCUUCGAGUCAAACAUUUUGGGCGCUGCCAAAACUGAGACCUUCGAGUCAAACAUUUUGGGCGCUGCCAAAACUGAGACCUUCGAGUCAAACAUUUUUGGGCGCUGCCAAAACUGAGACUUUCCAGCCAAACAUUUUUGGGCGCUGCCAAAACUGAGACUUUCCAGCCAAACAUUUUUGGGCGCUGCCAAAACUGAGACCUUCGAGUCAAACAUUUUUGGGCGCUGCCAAAACUGAGACUUUCCAGCCAAACAUUUUUGGGCGCUGCCAAAACUGAGACCUUCGAGUCAAACAUUUUUGGGCGCUGCCAAAACUGAGACUUUCCAGCCAAACAUUUUUGGGCGCUGCCAAAACUGAGACUUUCCAGCCAAACAUUUUUGGGCGCUGCCAAAACUGAGACCUUCGAGUCAAACAUUUUUGGGCGCUGCCAAAACUGAGACUUUCCAGCCAAACAUUUUGGGCGCUGCCAAAACUGAGACCUUCGAGUCAAACAUUUUGGGCGCUGCCAAAACUGAGACCUUCGAGUCAAACAUUUUGGGCGCUGCCAAAACUGAGACUUUCCAGCCAAACAUUUUGGGCGCUGCCAAAACUGAGACUUUCCAGCCAAACAUUUUGGGCGCUGCCAAAACUGAGACCUUCCAGCCAAACAUUUUGGGCGCUGCCAAAACUGAGACUUUCCAGCCAAACAUUUUGGGCGCUGCCAAAACUGAGACUUUCCAGCCAAACAUUUUGGGCGCUGCCAAAACUGAGACUUUCCAGCCAAACAUUUUGGGCGCUGCCAAAACUGAGACCUUCGAGUCAAACAUUUUGGGCGCUGCCAAAACUGAGACUUUCCAGCCAAACAUUUUGGGCGCUGCCAAAACUGAGACUUUCCAGCCAAACAUUUUGGGCGCUGCCAAAACUGAGACCUUCGAGUCAAACAUUUUGGGCGCUGCCAAAACUGAGACUUUCCAGCCAAACAUUUUGGGCGCUGCCAAAACUGAGACCUUCGAGUCAAACAUUUUGGGCGCUGCCAAAACUGAGACCUUCGAGUCAAACAUUUUGGGCGCUGCCAAAACUGAGACCUUCGAGUCAAACAUUUUGGGCGCUGCCAAAACUGAGACCUUCGAGUCAAACAUUUUGGGCGCUGCCAAAACUGAGACCUUCGAGUCAAACAUUUUGGGCGCUGCCAAAACUGAGACUUUCCAGCCAAACAUUUUUGGGCGCUGCCAAAACUGAGACCUUCGAGUCAAACAUUUUUGGGCGCUGCCAAAACUGAGACUUUCCAGCCAAACAUUUUUGGGCGCUGCCAAAACUGAGACCUUCGAGUCAAACAUUUUUGGGCGCUGCCAAAACUGAGACUUUCCAGCCAAACAUUUUGGGCGCUGCCAAAACUGAGACCUUCGAGUCAAACAUUUUGGGCGCUGCCAAAACUGAGACCUUCGAGUCAAACAUUUUGGGCGCUGCCAAAACUGAGACCUAGGGAAACAUGGGAGAGUCCGCAGAAAGUUUAUCAAGAGUCAAAAAACCAAAUAGAAAAUCACAAAAAAGACCAAAUCUCGAGCUUUUUGGACCGUUUUUUUUUUUGGUAAUAUUUUUUACCAUGCCAAUUAGACAGGGAGACUGACUUUUUCUGCUUAGCCAGCGAUGGACGCAAUCCGUAG